UGUCUAAGUGAGUUUAUCAUUGUCGUGUAGUCGAAUGUCACCCAUCAGUGAUGUCAGGGAGGGAUGUCGCGCGACGUUUUUGUCCAAGUUACUCUUCAUGAACCGCAUUUUGAGGCAUGGAAAUAGUUGAUGCCAGUUCGGUUGUGGAUGAGUAGGUAACAUAAAUGAUGCGGUGAUGCAGGGUGUGUACUAUUAUUAUGACUCUGACUUUACUAAUUAGGGCGGCUUAAACACUCCCUAAAGGCAACACACCGAUUGCGUCCAGAAAGAAAUUAUUUUAAAAAGAAAAGAAGUUUAUUUGAGAUUUGACGCGUCUAGAUCGUGUUCCUGCUCCUUGUCAAUUUAGUAACAUCACAGCGGAGCGCGUGUCCGUGACAAUCCAGUUAGAAAAAGUACAAAAAGUAGAUUAAAUCAUUCUUUUCAUAAAGCUAAAAGGUCUGGAUGGACAAGCUAAAAAAAAAAAAAAAAAGCUUAGACAACAAACAUGUAAAUCUAUGUUUCAUUUAAAUGUUCCCCUAAUAAAAUAAUCAACUUUAUAAGUGGAAGAGCAACAUUUUUUAAAUGUUGACGUUGUUGGACUCACCCUAACAGAAUGAAGGUGCAUGUGGCGUUUACGCACACGUUACGCAAGCCCCGCCCCUUUACCUGAAAGAGUAGCACCUGGAUCCAACGACGCGGAAGUCCGGCUGAGGUUGCUCCGCUUUGACAUCGCGGUGGUCAUCAGUUCUGCUUUGGGACAGUCGCUGUUGAAGUUCGAAACACUUUUGGAUAUGAACUGACAUGAAUAUUAAGUCGGUCGGAAGGGCGGUGAUGUUACGCACAGAGAGUGUGCCAGGUGAAGCUUUGUUUCCCACACUCUGAACACUGGCUUCGCCUCAAAAGAAUGACAUUCUUCCGCAGGCUCCUGCGCAGACGACUGCACCCAUGGAAGCUCGCCAUCGUGGCGCUGGUGUUCGUGACUUUCCUGUUUCUGAUGCAGCGAGAGGUGGUCAGUCAGAACCCCCAGGACGAACCCUGGCUCAAAGGGAUUGUGGAGAAACGGGAUGGCGUUCUUGGGAUGGUGAUUGGGGCGGUGAAUAACUUCCGGGACGCUAUGCCAAAGAUGCAGAUCAAAGCUCCAGUGAGGCAGCAGGAAAGCGAGGGCAGUCCGGCCUGUCUGUCCGGGUACUACACGGCCGCUGAACUCCGACCGGUCUUAGAAAGGCCACCGCAAAACCCCAGCGCCCCAGGGGCUUCUGGGAAGGCUUUUCACACUGACAACCUGGGCUCGUCAGAGCAGAAGGAAAAGGAGAGAGGAGAUGAGAAGCACUGCUUUAACUUGUACGCCAGUGAUCGGAUCUCACUGAGCAGAGACCUCGGCCCUGAUACGAGACCUCCAGAAUGCAUCGAACAGACGUUCAGGCGCUGUCCACCCCUGCCGACCACAAGUGUGAUCAUCGUGUUCCACAACGAAGCGUGGAGCACGUUACUGCGGACCGUCUACAGCGUCCUGCACACCUCCCCUGCUCUACUCCUCAAAGAAAUCAUCCUCGUCGAUGACGCCAGCGUUGACGAGCGACUAAAGGACGAACUGGACGAGUAUCUGAAACAGCUGCACAUUGUUCGCGUGGUCCGCCAGCGGGAGCGAAAGGGCCUGAUAACCGCCCGGCUCCUUGGGGCCUCCGUUGCGACAGGCGACACUCUCACCUUCUUGGACGCCCACUGUGAAUGUUUCCACGGAUGGCUUGAGCCGCUGCUGGCCAGGAUAGCGGAGAACUCCACCGCUGUAGUGAGUCCUGACAUCACCACCAUUGACCUGAACACAUUUGAGUUCAUGAAACCCUCACCGUACGGACAGCACCAUAACCGGGGGAAUUUCGACUGGGGCCUGUCCUUCGGCUGGGAAACCCUGCCGGAUCAUGAGAAACGGAGACGCAAAGAUGAAACAUACCCAAUUAAGACGCCAACGUUCGCAGGGGGAUUGUUCUCCAUCUCCAGAGAUUACUUCUACCAUGUAGGAAGCUAUGAUGAGCAGAUGGAGAUUUGGGGAGGAGAAAAUAUUGAAAUGUCCUUCAGGGUGUGGCAGUGCGGCGGGCAGCUAGAAAUCAUCCCCUGUUCAGUCGUUGGCCACGUGUUUCGCACGAAGAGUCCGCACACCUUCCCUAAAGGCACGCAGGUGAUAGCUCGCAACCAGGUGCGUCUGGCUGAGGUGUGGAUGGAUGACUUUAAAGAGAUCUUCUACCGGAGGAACCAGCAGGCCGCUCAAAUUGCCAAAGAGCACUCUUUUGGAGACGUCUCCAAGCGUGUAGAUCUCCGGGAAAAGCUCCAGUGUAAGAGCUUUUCCUGGUAUUUGAAGAACGUCUAUCCGGAGGUCUUCAUGCCCGAUCUCAAUCCGCUGCAGUUUGGCGCGAUAAAGAACGCCGGGAAGGAGGCCUGUUUGGACGCAGGAGAGAGUAAUGAAGGAGGGAAACCUCUCAUUAUGUACCCCUGCCAUGGGAUGGGAGGAAACCAGUAUUUUGAGUACUCAACCCAUCACGAGAUCAGGCACAACAUUCAGAAGGAGCUCUGUUUGCACGGGACCGAUGGAGCUGUCAAAUUAGAGGAGUGCCAGUAUAAAGGUCACAACACCAUCACUGGACCUCAGCAGAGAUGGGAGCUCAGAGAGGAUCAGCUGUUCUAUAACAAGGGCUCAAAACAGUGCCUGAGCGCUCGUCACGAGAACCCCUCUCUAGUGCCCUGCAAUCCAGCUGACAAAUACCAGCUCUGGGUCUUCACUUGAAUGGCAGGACCGCUGACACACACACACACACACACACACACACACACACACACACACACACACACAUACACACACACACACACACACACAGGGUCCAAAACUAACUUGUAGCCACAGCUGCCAAUGGGGAAAAAAUUACAUGCCAUACAUGAAAUAUUACAGGCCAUGAAUAUUUUACAGUAUUUUUUUAAUAUACACUACCAGUCAAAAUUUUGGAAACAUUACUAUUUUUAAUGUUUUUGACUCAUCAAGGCUGCAUUUAUUUGAUCAAAAAUACAGAAAAAACAGUAAUAU
Molecule: messenger RNA, 3052 nt
Organism: Megalobrama amblycephala (Wuchang bream)
Lineage: Eukaryota; Metazoa; Chordata; Actinopteri; Cypriniformes; Xenocyprididae
Gene: galnt3
Product: UDP-N-acetyl-alpha-D-galactosamine:polypeptide N-acetylgalactosaminyltransferase 3 (GalNAc-T3)
Cellular component (GO): Golgi apparatus
Source: RefSeq, a predicted model, not a curated record